AUGCCGUCCAAGAUUGCAUCCCCCAUCGAGCCGCCGGCGACGGUCGUCGUCACCGGCGCCAACGGCUUCAUCGCGCAGCACUGCGUCGCCGCCCUCCUCGCCGCCGGCUACCGCGUGGUCGGCACCGUCAGGACCGCGUCCAAGGGGGAUCUCGUCGCCAAGACGCACGGCUCGCACCCCAACCUGUCGACGGUCGUCGUCGAGGACAUCACCUCCCCCCAGAGCUACCUCGCCGCGCUGGGCUCAUUAUCGCCGAGCGCCAUCCUCCACCUGGCGGCCCCCUUCCACUACAACGCGACCAACUUUGAGCACGACCUCAUGGUGCCCGCCGUGCGCGGCUCCACGGCCAUCCUCGAGGCCGCGGCCCAGAUCCCGAGCGUGACGCGCAUCGUGCACACCAACAGCUUCGCCUGCAUCUACGACGCCGCGGCGGGGCCGUCCCCGGAGAAGACGUACACGGCCCGCGACUGGAGCCCGCUGACGUACGAGGACGGCGUGCAGGCGGCCAACGCGCCCACGGCGUACCGCGCCAGCAAGACGGCGGCCGAGAAGGCGGCGUGGCGCUUCAUGGAGGAGCAGCGCGGCCUGGGCUUCGACCUCGUCAGCCUGUGCCCCGGCAUGGUCUUUGGCUCCUUCCUGCCCGAGUCGCGGCCGCGCUCCAUCGAGGAGCUCAACACGAGCAACCUCCUCGUGUGGGCCGCCGUGUCGGCGGGCAAGGACUCGGCCGUGCCGCCGACCAAGGCGCCCGUCUGGGUCGACGUCCGCGACGUGGCCGACGCGCACGUGCGGGCGCUGCGGGUGCCCGAGGCGGGCGGCGCGCGCUUCCUGCUGGGCCAGGGCGUCUACUGCAACCAGGAGCUGGCCGACGUGAGCCGCCGCGUGACGAGCAAGUUUGCGGAGCGCAUCCCCGUGGGCGAGCCGGGCCGCCGCGAGAGCCAGACGCACUUUGGCGUCGACGCGAGCGAGACGGAGCGCGUCCUCGGCAUCCGCUGGAGGGGGCUGGACGACUGCCUGGGCGAGCUGGUGCCGCAGCUGUUUGAGAUUGAGCGGAGCCAGCAGGAGUGA
Purpureocillium lilacinum is the source of this 1065-nucleotide messenger RNA. RefSeq lists its product as uncharacterized. The record is from RefSeq and is a predicted model, not a curated record. Gene Ontology annotation, molecular function: oxidoreductase activity, acting on the CH-OH group of donors, NAD or NADP as acceptor. NCBI's taxonomy places the organism in Eukaryota, Fungi, Ascomycota, Sordariomycetes, Hypocreales, Ophiocordycipitaceae.